CAUAUAUCAAACACAUGCAUGCAAUUAUUCAAGGAAUAAAAUAUUGCAAUCUCGGUUUUCUCUCUGAAUGCUCAGGGCUUUCGGUGUAUAGGUUGACUUUAUAUUUGUACACAGGACUCCAGGAUAUUGAAAACGUUAAAGUUAGUGUACGACAAUAAUUUUUAAACAAAUACAAAGUAACUAGUAAGUUAUAUUAUUGUUAAUACGUGAGAAAUCAAUAACUAGUCUGAGUUUUUUCUUGACUGAGUCUCUCAAUUAUGAAAGCCAUUUAGUGUUAAUGCGAAAUAUAAAACUACAUUCACCGUCAUUGUCAAUUCAAUGGCCAAUGGCUGCCAAUGGUGAUUUGGGAUUGUUGAUUGUUUGCGUCACUUUCAAGACACGUUACUUUAAAUUAAAUUUAGCACUACAUUACAUUUUACAUAAAUGAAAAUGGACUAGGCCUAAAUUUAAGCUUAAGUUUAUUAAAUAAAUUAAAGGCCGGCACUACGUACACUGCAGCCGUGUACCUAGCGAAACAAUUGACUUUGGCCUGCGUACACCACGGCGGUGUACCUAGCUAAAUCAUGGUCUGUGGCCUGCGUACACCGCAGAAAUGUUAAGUAGCAAAACAAUGGUCUUUGCGAGUCAAAUUUUUUGGCGUAACCGGUAUUUGUAGAUUUAAUGUUAUACUCGUGUUAAAACUGAAAACUAUUUAUUUAAAAUUCGUUUAGCACCUUGGGAAGAUAUUGAGUAAGUUCCUCGCUUAUGUGGCAAAGUACUUGUAAAGCAUUUCUUAUUAUUUUUUGGAAGGGAGGGGGCUGGGGGUGUAAUGUUAAAAGUUAAACAAUGAUUUAUUUUUAAAGUUAACCACUUUAUUUCUCUCCCCCCCCCCCAAUAUAUUGAAAGACAUAUAUUUAUUAAUUGUUGUAAGUUUUAUCAUAUGAUCGUGAAUCUUAAUAGGCAUAAAAAGGGUAGCUAAUUUGAAAUUAUUCUCUCCCCCCACCCCCACCCAGUUGCUGUUGUUGUUGUUUUUUUUGGGGGGAGGGAUAUUAUAAAUAUAACAUUGUAUGUGAUCCCUCGGGGCAUGGUGUAAAAAUGAAUGGGAAGCCAGUGAAUCUAUUUUGUUAGCACCAAGAUAUAAUUACGCCACAAAUACAUUACAGUAAGAGAAUCACAUACAUUGAUCAUGAAGUCGUGAAGUUAAAGUUGUCCAAGGCAUUGUCAUUGUGAUACCAAGCGUGUGUCAACACAAAACAAUAGUAUGAUGAUGAAUACGAAACACUGCAGUGUUUUUUAAAAGUCUUUUAACAAUAAUUAAAUAUCAUUGAUUUUGUUUUACAUUGGCAUUACACAUUAGUAAAAAAUUCCGGGGAUGCAAAAGUUAAGUUUGUUGUGCGGGCGUCCUUUGUGGACAACCCCUAUCCAGAGCCGUGAUUUGUGAAGGGCCCCUUUUUAGUUAAGCCUCUGCCCAUAACUCACCUCCACCCCCCACUCCCCUUCCGGCAAGGAUCGAUUUCUUAAAAAAAAAAAAACAAAUAAAAAAACUUUGACAAAGCGCAAAUCCUGUCCCAAUUCCAUUGUGCAAUGGUUUCUGUGAGAAAACGUCGUGUUUUACCCCGAGAAUAGCAUAUGCCAUGUCAAUCUGGAAAAAAAUUCCUUCAUGAAAAGGGUAAAUGCAGAACUAUGCCUAUGGCUUUGCUAUACAGUUUGCUACCGCUCCGCAAGUUUCUAACAUCGAGGUGUUUUCAAAAGAUUUGCUGUGAGACUGAGUUUUGUGAAUGAACCUUUGAUAUCAAGGUUGAAAUACGACCAUGCACAAUAAUGACAUUGAUAUUCAUAGUCAUAUGAUAUUAAUGAUAUACUGGUAUUUUCUUUGGGUGUUCGUAAAUGUAAAAUGUAAAUAUUCAACUACACGAAGAAUGUUGAAAUACAAUAGAAUAUCACUUAGUAUUCAUAAUGUUUCUCUUAUACAUGUUACAUACACUAUACAUGCGCUUUCAGAAACUUUAAGUUUGUUUUCCAAUGUCUAAUGUCUUAUUACUAAAUUUACCCGGUAUUUUCAAAGUCAAAGGCCGGCACAACUUGUUGAAACACUUAUAUAUAUAUAUAUAUAUAUAUAAGUGUGUUUGAUAUAAUAUUUAAACAUAUAUUUAAAUUGUUUAAAUUGCUACAAAAAUAUUAAAACUAAAAUGGGAGGGAAAAAAAAACUCGAUCCCCUACUGGGAAUUGAUCUCAAAAUAUAUUAUCGCCAAGCGUCCACUCUACCACUUGACCACGCAAGAUCUUCUCUAGCAUGCAUAUCUUAAAACAAGGCCAAUGGUACAUUUUUGCCGUGGUGUACCCAGGCCAAAGCCCACGAUUUCGCUAGAUACACUGCCGCGGUUUACGCAGGCCAAAGCCGAUGGUUUCAUUAGGUACACCGCCGCGGUGUACGCAUCCACUUCGUAAAUUAAAUGGUUAGAAAAAGAAAAAACAACAUUUUCUUAGUAAAAACUAGCACAAUACUAUUAUAGGCAUAGGCUAUGCCUAUACUAUACUGUAUGUGUAUGGCUAUGACUAUGGCCAUGGCCCAAUAAUGUCAUUGUUCAUUGCAGUGUGAUGAUUGUUUUGAGGAUAUUGAAAAGUGUGGGUGUAUAUAUUAUUUCUGAUUGAAUUUUUGCGUGUUAACUUAUGUCUAUGUCAGUCUAUGUGCAUUUUUUAUCAAAUUUACUCCAUGCUGUAAUGGUUGACUAACACUAAAUUGUACAGUACAGGACUAACUUACUGCAACUGUAUAGUGAAUAAUGGGUAAAUUUUGGGUUAAUGGUAUGGGUUUCGCCAAGAGUUGUCUCACCCUAAGUGCAGUGACAGUGAUGUCACUUUAGGAAAUCCCAACACUGAAGUUUGAAUAGACCUAUUAAUUGUAGACGAUACGGUUAAUAUGAAGUAUAUUAAAAUUUAAUUAGCCAUUCAUUUGUAUUAAAAUUCAACUUACACUUUCAAAAGAAAGGUAAAAAGAAACACAUCCUUGCUGGUACCCCAAGACCAAUCACCAGUGAAAAAAAAAAGACGUGCGCCAAAAGUGCUGUAAUUUGAUUGUUUUAAAAUCAAAUUACCUGUAUGUUAAAAUGUGGUAACUAAAGGUAGACUACUUGCAUUUGGAAUGAUCUUCUAGGGACUUGGGAGGGGAGACCCCCCUCCUCCCACUUUAAAAACCAAAACAAGAAACAAAGAAAUCCUCUGGGGACGGGAGACCAACCUAGUGACCCCUCCCCAAUUUAACAAUAAGAAAACUAUAACUUGCAUUAUGUGAAUACAAACAUCAAAAUCUUUUUAGUAUGGCGCUGUAGACAGAAGCGGACCUGGGGAACCUCCGUGAUCUAUAUACUGUGAAACACAUCACUGGCCUUACCGCUAACCCAAAAUCAACUGAAUAAUGUUAUUAUUGCUAUUGUAUAGUAGAACCCGGUUAUGUCGUCGGCCUCGAGGUUUGCCAAAAAGCAUCAAGAUAACCGAUUAAUCGAGAUAAAGGAAAACCAAUAUGGCGGCAAUAUAUUAACAUGUGCUUGAAAUUUCUUUAUGUACACGAUGUGGGUUUAUAAAUGAGAUGUAUAUGCACAUAUUUUUGUCGUUUUUGUUUUUUGUUUUUUUACACAACAUCGUUACCGCGAUUUGGUUGAUGAAGCAAUCAGGAUGCUAUAAAAAUGUACAUACAUGUUUGCUAACAACACAAAGCAUAUGUGGGGUGUCACUUUUCCGGAAUUCCCGAUUCGUGACACUAAAUAUUUUUCACCUCUGGAUUCGCGAGUUUUUAUUUUUCUCUCGCUCCAAAUUCGCCAGUUCAGUUUAUUCAAAUAAGGGUUCUGGGUUUUAAAAAAAAUCAACCCGUAAGAACGUGUGAAAGCCUAUAUUAAGCAACAAGCGGGUUUGCUAUAAAUAGAACAGGUACUGCAACCUUUUGUUUGCAAACCUCUCACUCAUCACUUCUGCUGUGUCAAGUUAAUUGCGCAGACAAUGAUAUUGUCAUUUCAUUUCAAUCAUUACAGUUUGAAGUCUGCACGUUUCUGUCGUAUAUAAUUUUCAAAAGCCUGCUAUUGGUCAUGGGGAUCGAGAUAACCGAGAUAAAGUGGCAAAUUAGGUCCCCUUUUGUGCUCGAGGUAUCUGGGUUCAUCAACAUAAAAGAAUUUACAUAACCGAGGAGAAAAUGCUAAGUCAAAGAGAGAAUUUGGUGGUUCCACUUCAAAAAUUUUGACAUAACAGGGUUGGCAAGGUAACCAAGGUCGAGAUAAGCGGGUUCGACUGUAGUUUAAAAAUCUGGUCUCUCGACUGCCAAUGUAUGAUAACGUUAUUUUAGAUAAAAAUAUGGUAUUUUGACUGCUACUGUAUAAUGUUAUUGUAGUUAAAAAAUCUGGUAUAUUGACUGCUACUGUAUAAUGACAUUUCCUAACUCAAUUUCCGUCCUAGAAAAAUAAAAAGAAAAAAAGUUAUGUGAAAAGAAAAGAAAACAAAAUUAAAAUAAAAUAUGUUUGGUUCAAUUUGGAUCUGUGAAUCAGCAUUCUCUGCUUAAGUUCACUAAGUCAAAAUACACAUCCCAAAUAGUUGGUGUAAACUUAGAGACAGAAAUUAGGUGUGUUUUGAGCAGGGCUAAAUGCAAAGAAAUAAAAUCUGUCUUCAGUUUUUUUUAUUGUAAGUGGCUAGCUCAUUUUUAUUUUUCAUUUUUAUUCUUUACAGAAAUCUGAACAUAAUGUCAACCUACACCAAGCAAGAAAAUGGGACCAAAGAAACUGUCCUUCUCAGACAGGCUUUACCAAAAUACAAUUUUCAACAGGCUCGUAAACUGCCCAAAGAAACCAUGGUCGAUGGAUCCCAUUCUGAAAACCCAAUUAGAGAAGAUAACCUUUUACAAACCCAGACUACAUUUGGAAUAAAUUCUGAGCUCCUUAAACCAAGUUCUUCCAGGCCUGUUGCUGUUGUUGGGGCCUCACACCAUAUUAGGCCCCAACCAGACACAGUAAAUGAUAAAUUAUUAACCGGACAACCAAAUCUACCAGUCUUGCCCAUGCCAGUUUCUCAGACUUACAAUUCUGCUUCGUUAAGGCAGGCUUUAAUUCCACAAUCAAAAGAACACCCAACUGCUGAAAAUCCGCAUCACAGAACAACUGUCACUGGUGAUGUUGACACAACUACUACUUUUAAACCUCAAAUGACCAUUAGACAGUCAGUAGACUUGCUACAAUCUGAAAACUUAUCUUCUAGCCCAGUCAUUGCUGCACACUGUGGAAGUAAUAAUUCUUCAAUCCAAAAUUCAACAUCAGUUACCAUGGUUUCUAGUGAUACAUUAUCUUCUGACAACAUCACAAGAUUGGAACAUGAAAAAGAUGAACUAAAAAAAGAAUUGAAGAUACAGCUCCAAGUUAAUUCAGAACUUAAACGGCUGCUGGUAGCCUCAGUAGGAGAAGACCUUAGCCAAAGGGUGGAAAGACUAUGCAGGUAAUUAUGUGAAACAUUUUUGGUUGCACCUGAUUUAUCAGCAGCUUGUGUGUCAUAGUAUAGGCUAAUAUUUCAACAGAAAAGUAGUUGUAGUAAAAUACAGUUACAUAUCUAAAAAUAAUAAUCCAAGUAUUAUUGCAGAUGAAUAUUGAUUUUAAAAAAUUCCCAUUCUCUGUGAUGUAUUUAUUCUUUAAGUCAUUUGUACUACACAUGUCCGGACAUAUACUAUAGACCAGAGUUUCGCAACUUGGGGUGCCAGGUGACCCUUCAGGGGGUACAAGGAAAAGUGAUUAUAUAAGUACAGAGAAGCCAUUGAAUUUUUAGUUAUGAUGUAAAUGUUGUGAUAUUUUUCCUUUUGUAAUUCAAUAAACAACAUUAGAAGUGGAUUUUUUGGACCUAUUUAAAAUGCAGUUUGUUACAUUUUUCAGGGUGCAAGACAUAGGGGUGUAGUUUGGGAAACCCUGCUAUAGGUCAUUUUGUAUUUAAAUUUAAACAAUUGUUUGGACACACUGGUAGGUCUACCAAUAAAGAUGAACCUGAUUAUAAAUGACGCUAGAUUUUCAGGUUCUAUACAUUUAAAUUAAUUUAGGUACAAUGUAAAAACACAUUUCUAGUUGCUUUUUAUUAAAAUGAUUAAAAUGAUUUGUAAUGCAUGUGUAUAUUUUCUUCGUGUAGGGAUCGAGCACAGCUCUCCAUGGACAUUGGUGGUUUCAGUAAGAAACUCAAUGAAGAUUAUGAAAAUCUUGAUAAAGUUUCAAUUCAGGCAGAUAUGUGGCGCAGCAAGUACUUGGCGUCACGGUAAGUCACAAUAUUUUAAAAAAAUAAUAAAAUGUAAACAUAUAUUGCUUAUUAAGGCGACUAAGGUUUUAUCUAUAAUUUUUUUAAAACUUUUAUUUAUAAUUUUUAGCAUGAUAAUUAUGUUAUAAAUAUUUGUAUCAAAGCUAAAAAAAAAUGAAUAAAAUAAUGUUUGAAAGCUAAGAAAUAAGAAGUGCAUUUUUAAUGAAAAGUUCAAUUUCAAAAUAUGGUUGGUUUAGUCUUUGUAAUGAUACAAUAUGGCACAUUAAUGAGUAACUUAAACUUCUUUCUGUUUACCAGGUUUUUGAAUAGUUUUAUGAAACUGUAAAUAUGUAAAAUUAUGAAAUGUUAUUCUUUCUUAGUGUUAUGAUUGAAGAGCUUGGUAACGCUCGAGCUUACUACUCACUCCAGUGCCAUGAAGCUCAAAAUGCUCUACAGCAGUUGUUAAAUGAGAGACAUGAACUACGCACAAACCUCCUGGAGGCUUACAAGUAAGAACCAUGAGUGUUAAAUGAGAGACAUGAGCUACGCACUGACCAUUAGAUUGUUAAAUGAGAGACACGAGGUACUCACCAACCUCCUGGAAACCACAUGAUGCCUAAGACCAACAUAAUGACCGAUGUCACAGUGUCAUUAGAAAUGUCAAAAGCUUAAUUACCCGUUAGCUUCUAGGGGUAAAAAAUUAUCCCAUAAGAAUACUGCUACAUUUUUAAAACUUUGCUAGACUUUAAUAGAUAACAAUUAUUUUUCUUUUUUUUUUUCCAAACAUGUGUGGUAUCCUUUUCUAAUAUUAAACAAUCUUUGAAACUGCUUCAUUCCAUAUGACAAGAGUGCUGCAACAAGUGAAAAGUGCCUUUGACCCCCUCAAUUCCCAAUGCUCGUCAUCUCUGAGGUCAACCAAUGUUUUGGAGCUAUCAAGAUCAUGUCAGCAGCUGGCAGAAGCCAUGCGAUUCCGACUGCUCCCUGCCCACGUGGCUGUUAACAUUGAUGCUGACGUAACGGAUGAACUAUGGUCUCAUUCUGUAACACGGGCAGAACAGUUUGCACAUGAAGUGAGUUCAACUCAAAAUAUUAUUUAGAUUCAGAGUCACAAUUUCUGAGUGAUGUGACAAAAAAAAAAUACUGAGCAGACAAAUCAAAUAGAAAAAUUGCUUUACCUAAUGUUAAGACAUUAACUUAAAUUAAGUGGUCCAAACAGGAAAAAAAGCAUUUUUGAGUAUUUUUCCUUGUUUUCCAGAGUACAGUGGGCCUACAGUAAUAAUAUAUAUAUAUAUAUAUUUAUUUAUUUAUUUAUUUAUUUAUGUAUUUAUUUAUUUAUAUAUAUAUAUAUAUAUUUAUUUAUUUAUUUAUUUAUAUAUAUAUAUAUUUUUAUAUAUACAUUUUUUUUUAAUUUAGAAAAUUUACUUUCUACAUUGCUGAAUAAAUAAAAUGGNAUAUAUAUAUAUAUAUAUAUGUGAAUUGGUUUUAAACUAUGUAUUUGCAAAAUAUUUUACUUUUUUCCCUAUACUUGUCUUUGAAAGUGAAUUUGGCAAAUAUUAUUCCGAUUUUACAGCAGUUUCAUGAGUUCCGAUUUACCCCAAAGGAAUUUUCAACUCUUGCGGUGUAGUGCCUAUUCAAUUUAUUGGAAUAAUUCUAUCACGAUGUGUAAGAGCAGAACCUGAUCUUUAGUUUAUCGAAGUAUUUCUUUUUUUUUUAAAAUGUUUAAAUGUGAUUUGAAAAUUUGAAGAAAAGCGUGUGAAAAUAUUGGAAUUUUAGUACUUUCCUUACACUGAUAGAAAGUUCAGGUUUUUGGCUACCUAAUCACAUAAUAUGAAUUCAUUUAGCAUGAUAGGCGCAAUGCCACACUGUUUACAAAUGCACCACUGUCAUUCAAAUUCUCAUGAUGUUGUGGCCAGACUUAAAGAUUGCUGUAGAUUCCACACUCUAGUAGGGUAAUUGCUAUAGAUGCCACACUCUAUUUGGGUAAUUGCUAUAGAUGCUACACUGUAUUAGGGGAAUUGCUAUAGUUGCUACAUUCUAUUAGGGGAACAAAGUCAACAAGGGAGAUUAAAAAGUAUUUAUAAAAGUUCUCUCCCUGCAGUCAUCAUCCAGCAGAUAGAUGAGGCAUUUUACCACAAUUGAAUUGAAUUUUGCACUCAAUUCAAUAAUAUUUUUAUUGAUAUUGUGCAUUGAUUUUUUAAAAAUAUUUUUCUGUUAGUGCUAGUUACAUUUGUAGACUCAUCUGAUGCCAUGUUUUUUUGAUAUGUGUAGACACAUCUGACAUCUUGGAAUACACAUUUCUAUGAGCUGAAAGUCAUUAAAUGUUUCUGCAAUGGAUAUGAUUAAUUUUAGUUUGGACUACCUACUUAGAUACAUUGUGCACAUAUUAGAUUUUUGUUACCAUUCUGCAGGUGCUCUCCCGGCCAGUUGAACCGACUGGAUCACUGCAGUCAGGAUCCUCAAGGCUUAUACCUGUAACUGGACCACAUGAUUCUCUUAUUAAGAGAUUUCACCCUCACACUCGGCAUGAAAACCUCACACUCAACUGCUGUGAGAAAUGUCAAGGAGAGAUCAGUGUUAUCUGAAAACAUCACAAGGCUAAACACUUUUGAUGUCAUCCUAUCCUUAAGUUGAAAACACUCUGUAUGUCAUCUAAUCCUUCAGUGCUUAACAAUCAAGGUGUUAUCCAAUCAUCAAGUGCUUAACACUCUGGGUGUCAUCCAAUCCUUAAGUUCUAAACAAUCUGUAUGUCUUUCAAUCCUUCAGUGCUGAACAAUCUAGGUGUCAUCCAGUCAUCAAGUGCUAAACACUCUGAGUGUCAUCCAAUCCUUAAGUUGAAAACACUCAGUAUGUCAUCUAAUCCUUCAGUUCUGAACAAUCUAGGUGUCAUCCAGUCAUCAAGUGCUUAACACUCUGGGUGUCAUCCAAUCCUUAAGUUCUAAAUCAAUCUGUAUGUCUUUCAAUCCUUAAGUUCUGAACACUCAAGGUGUCAUCCAGUCAUCAAGUGCUAAACACUCUGAGUGUCAUCCAAUCCAUAAGUUCUAAAUCAAUCUGUAUAUCUUUCAAUCCUUAAGUUCUGAACACUCAAGGUGUCAUCCAGUCCUCAAGUGCUAAACACUCUAUCCGAUCCUUAAGUUCUAAACAUUCUGCAUAUCAUCCUAUCCUUAAGUUUUAAGCGCUUUGGAAAUUUUCCAUUCCAUAAGCUCUAAACACAACCAACCCAAUAAAACUAAAAUGAAUUUUAUUUUAUUUUUAAAUUAUGAAAUACAAGCAAAAUUUUUUGGCUGGUUGAGAAGACACUUGAAAUGGUUAAUCUGGCCAACAAGAUCUUAUGGGGAAUCUAGUUAAAAACUGUUUGCAUCCACAAAACUCUCAUUAAAUAUUUGUAUGUAACUUAUUACUAUCGCUGUUCACAAACCUGCCCUAUUAACUAGUUGUCUGAUGUGAUAUGUUAGUUAUCAACUCACUAUAAUUAUUUCAAUGCUAUUAAAAAUUUGUUCAACUUAUUGUCUAGAAAUCUAAAUUAGAAAAUUAUGGGGCUGGCCAUCAAUAAAAUAAUUUUCCUGCUGCUCUCUGCACCUAAAGGUUGACCACCUUGGCUUUAAAAUUACUAUGUUUCAAGUAUUCGUAUAUUUUAUAUAUUGUGCAUGGUGUAAUUACCUAAACAAAUAUAUAUAUUUAAUAUAUAUAAAUAUAUGUUCAUGUUAUUUUCAAAGUUGAACUAAAGAAGACAUCAUAAAUUCAUUUUUGAGUGCAUUGUUACAAAUAAUCAAAAAAUUAAUUUUUUAAUUUGUUUGAUUUUUAAAUUACCAAAUUACAAAAUACAUAUUACUUUAUAAUUUAUACUAAUUUGUUUACAUUUUAGAUUCCAUAAUAAUACAUUGUUUUAUACUAUAUCAAGAUAUGGUAAAGGGUUGCAUGAUGUGCGGUAUUAGUUGUAAACGUAUAAUAAAGUGAAAUUAAAAUUAAACCAAAGAGUACAUUAGUAUUUACUAUAAAAAUAAUGGCUUAAAAACUUCACAUUUUCAUUUUUUUUGUUGUUGAAAAUUGUUAAGUAUAAUUAAAUUUCUUUUUUAAAAUUAUUUUUAUUUUUACAUUUAAGUAAAGAAUAUACAUUUUGGUCUGUAGCUUUUUUCUAAUGUAGGGAAUGAUCUAUUUCAUCCCUGACAGUUUUUGAUGUACAGUUGUUCAUAUAAGUGGCAUGUUUUAUUAGCACCACUAACAUAAAUUAAUCUGUAACAUUUUGGUAUGCAGUCCUGUAUAUCGAAAAAUUGAUGGAUCCCUAUUAUUUUACUUAUACACAUAAUUAAUUUCUCCCUAAAUGCUGAAGUACAAUUUGCUGAAUAAAUCCCAUUUGAUUUGAUUGCCCACUUCACCACAUAGCAGUCAGUGAUCGGCUUGUUAGGGUAUCAGAAUCAUAAUAGCCACAGAGGAAAUGGUCGGGAUCAAGAAUCAUACAUCCCAAAGGGAAUCCGGUGGAUAUCAAGAGUUACGUUUAUCCACUAUUGCUCAUGUCAUUGCCUCACCUACAAAGGUAAAAACAUUGUUUUGUUGUGCAGGUACAGUCACAGUAAAACAAUGUUCCUAUCAUGGCUCACUUAGAUAGCAGUCUUGAUAUUGAUUAAAUCCUGAUGAUAACAUAACUUCCUUUGGCGCAUUUCAUUGAAUAGAUGUUCUAGUCACUGAAAACAAUUACAGUUCAACUGUAUGGAUGCAAUUUAUCUUAAAAAAACUAUUAGCAUAAUAUUAUUAUGUGUUUAAUGUUGAAGUCUGUUCUAUUUAACUUUUUUUAUGGUCAUGGGACAACUUUUAAAUAUGAAGAAACCUCUUAAUUCAUGCACUGAAUAAAUUAUAUAUUAACAUUAUAUAAA
Molecule: messenger RNA, 11093 nt
Organism: Lymnaea stagnalis (great pond snail)
Lineage: Eukaryota; Metazoa; Mollusca; Gastropoda; Lymnaeidae
Source: the annotation of a GenBank genome assembly